AUGGCCUCUUCGCUGCCUGGAGCUGCCAAGGAGGCCGGUGAAGGCGACUCGCUGCUGCUGCUUCUGCGGGGCUGCCAGCUCUCCUCCUUCGGGCCGGUGGGGGCCCCGCCGCGCUUCCUGGAGGCGCUGCCGCCCCCUCCCUUCCAGGCCCCGACGUCCAGGCUGCCCAGCGGCUCUCCCCGCCUGGGGCCCUUCCCCUUCCCGCGCCCCCUGCCCCCCGCAGCAGCAGCAGCAGCCUUCGGCGCCCCCCACCCGCCUCCUCCGCCUCCAUCUCUGCCCCGGCCGCUCCCGCUGCUGGCCGCGCCCUUCCAGCCCGACGGAGCCUGGCCCAGGAAGAGCUGCUCGCCGGAGGCCGCCCCGCGCUCGCCCACCUACCGCUUCACUGCUCAGGAGCUCCACGCCGUCCUCUACGGGGCUCUCCCGGCAGCCGCGCGCCAGCCCCACAGCCCAGGCUCUGCUGACGGCCACCCUCUGCUCCCAGACCAGGCGUCUCUGCAGCUCCCUGAAGGGCUGACCGUGCUGCAGACGGUGUACGUGGACGGUCCCCAGCUCGGUGUCUUUUGCACCCAGGCCAUCCCCAGGGGGGUCCGCUUCGGCCCUUUCCAAGGCAGGGUCGUCAACACCAGCGAGAUCAAGACGUACGACGACAAUUCCUUGAUGUGGGAGAUCUUCGAGGACGGUCGCUUGAGCCACUUCAUCGACGGCAGAGGCGCGUCUGGCAACUGGAUGGCCUUGGUGAACUGCGCUCGUUUCCCGGAGGAGCAGAACAUGACUGCCCUUCAGUGCCAGGGCCGGAUCUACUACGAGACCUGCAAGGAGAUCUCGCCCGGCCAAGAGCUGCUCGUCUGGUACGGCGAUGGCUACCUGCAGUUCUUGGGCAUCCCCCUCAGUCUGAAGGGCCCCGCGGAAGGGAAGCGAGCCCAGCAGCACUGCGAAGAGUCGGCGGAAGGCUACAAAUGCGAGCGCUGCGGAAAGGUCUUCGCCUACAAGUACUACCGGGACAAGCACCUGAAGUACACGCGCUGCGUGGACCGCGGCGACCGCAAGUUCCCCUGCCACCUCUGCAACCGCUCCUUCGAGAAAAGGGACCGCCUCCGCAUCCACGUCCUCCACGUCCACGAGAAGCACCGGCCCCACAAAUGCUCCAUAUGUGGGAAGAGUUUCUCUCAGUCUUCCAGCCUCAACAAGCACAUGAGGGUGCAUUCUGGGGAACGGCCCUAUAAGUGUGUGUACUGUAACAAGGCAUUCACCGCCUCCAGUAUCCUGCGUACUCACAUCCGCCAGCAUUCAGGAGAGAAGCCCUUUAAGUGCAAACACUGUGGCAAGGCCUUUGCUUCACACGCAGCCCACGACAGUCACGUGCGGCGCACUCACAGUAAUAAAGACAAAGGCUGUACGUGUACAGUGUGUGGCAAAACGUUCCUAGAAGCAGAAGAGUUCCGUUUCCACAUGAAGUUCCAUGCAGCUCUAUAG
Gekko japonicus is the source of this 1473-nucleotide messenger RNA. It is a transcript of the gene PRDM14, whose product is annotated as PR domain containing 14. The record is from RefSeq and is a predicted model, not a curated record. NCBI's taxonomy places the organism in Eukaryota, Metazoa, Chordata, Lepidosauria, Squamata, Gekkonidae. Gene Ontology annotation, molecular function: RNA polymerase II transcription regulatory region sequence-specific DNA binding; protein binding. Gene Ontology annotation, cellular component: nucleus. The coding region runs from base 1 to 1473 and encodes 490 amino acids. The transcript is spliced from 7 exons. Gene Ontology annotation, biological process: regulation of transcription by RNA polymerase II.